Molecule: messenger RNA, 607 nt
Organism: Erinaceus europaeus (western European hedgehog)
Lineage: Eukaryota; Metazoa; Chordata; Mammalia; Eulipotyphla; Erinaceidae
Gene: CDA
Product: cytidine deaminase
Exons: 4
Coding region: 83-520 (145 amino acids)
Cellular component (GO): cytosol
Molecular function (GO): zinc ion binding; cytidine deaminase activity
Source: RefSeq, a predicted model, not a curated record
CUUCCUGGGGGAGGAGCUGCUGCAGCGGCCGGUCCGGCCCGCUGCCCGCUGGCCACUGCUGCCCACACCCCAGGGGACCGACAUGGCCCAGGCCUGUGCCGCCAGCUCCCUGGAGCCCAGUCUGGUCCAGAGGCUGCUGCUUUGCUGCCAAGAGGCCAAGAAGGCCGCCUACUGCCCCUAUAGCCGCUUCCCGGUGGGCGCCGCCCUCCUCACCCAGGACGGGAGGAUCUUCUCAGGAUGCAACGUGGAGAAUGCCUGCUACCCGCUGGGUAUCUGUGCAGAGCGCACCGCCAUCCAGAAGGCCGUCUCCGAGGGGUGCAAGGAUUUCAGGGCCAUCGCGAUCGCCAGUGACCUGCAGGAUGACUUUAUCGCGCCAUGUGGGGCCUGCAGGCAGGUCAUGAGAGAGUUCGGCACCAACUGGGCCGUCUACAUGACCAAGGCGGACGGCACGUACGUGGCCAGGACCGUCCAGGAGCUGCUGCCCGUCUCCUUUGGGCCCGACGACCUGCAGAAGGUCUAGGGGCGGGCAGGGAGCGCCGGCACCCGGGAGGGCGGGUUCCCAUGCGUGCCCGUGAGGACACCUGCCCGUGGAGACACCUGCCCGUGG